CUUCACAUGGCCACCUUCUCUAUGUAUGUCUUUCUGUGUCCUCUCCUUUUCUUAUAAGGGCACCAAGCUUUGGUCUUAGGGCCCACAUUAAAUCCAUGAUGAUACCUUCUCAAGAUACUUAAGUAAUUAUAUCUGCAAAGGCCAACUUCCAAAUAAAGUCACCUUCACAGGUAUGAAUAAAUCAUCAGAAUGAGAUCUUACCAUCCCAAAGCAGUGUUUUCAUUGGAUUCAAGCUUUCACCUAUUCAUAUCUAUCACUCAGGGUUCAAAGAGAGAAGUGGAACCACAAAUGGUAUAGGUAUAUAGAUAUAUUGGAACAGGAAUGGAUGGGAAGAAAUGCAGCGUAUGGAUGUUUUUACCUCUUGUAUUUACUUUAUUUACUUCGGCUGGAUUGUGGAUAGUAUACUUUAUAGCUGUGGAAGAUGACAAAAUUUUCCCAUUAAAUUCAGCUGAAAGGAAACCUGGUGUGAAGCAUGCACCAUAUAUAAGUAUUGCAGGUGAUCAACCUCCUGCAAGCUGUGUGUUUAGUCAAGUCAUGAACAUGGCAGCAUUCCUAGCUCUUGUGGUAGCUGUUCUGCGCUUCAUACAACUGAAACCAAAGGUUUUAAACCCGUGGCUGAAUAUUAGUGGAUUGGUGGCCCUGUGUCUGUCUUCCUUUGGAAUGACCUUACUUGGUAAUUUUCAGCUCACGAAUGAUGAAGAAAUCCAUAAUGUUGGCACCUCCUUGACCUUUGGAUUUGGCACAUUGACAUGCUGGAUCCAGGCUGCAUUGACACUCAAAGUCAACAUCAAGAAUGAAGGACGCAAAGUUGGAAUCCCACGAGUUAUUCUCUCAGCAUUGAUCACGCUCUGUGUGGUCCUCUACUUCAUCCUCAUGGCCCAAGGCAUCCACAUGUACGCAGCCAGGGUCCAGUGGGGCCUGGUCAUGUGCUUCCUGUCCUACUUUGGCACCUUCGCUGUGGAGUUCCGGCAUUACCGUUACGAGAUUGUUUGUUCUGAGCACCAGGAGAAUUUCCUAAGCUUCUCAGAAAGCCUGUCCGAAGCUUCUGAAUAUCAAACUGACCAGGUGUAACCUAUCAGUUUUUCCUUGCUGGUGAGCUGGGUGUGACAGUGGGGGAGGGGCCAGGAGGGCACACCCACUGGACUUGACACAUAACCUCAUGACACAGUUUA
Molecule: messenger RNA, 1172 nt
Organism: Eptesicus fuscus (big brown bat)
Lineage: Eukaryota; Metazoa; Chordata; Mammalia; Chiroptera; Vespertilionidae
Gene: TMEM150C
Product: transmembrane protein 150C
Exons: 9
Coding region: 322-1071 (249 amino acids)
Source: RefSeq, a predicted model, not a curated record